Molecule: messenger RNA, 411 nt
Organism: Octopus sinensis (East Asian common octopus)
Lineage: Eukaryota; Metazoa; Mollusca; Cephalopoda; Octopoda; Octopodidae
Exons: 1
Coding region: 1-411 (136 amino acids)
Source: RefSeq, a predicted model, not a curated record
AUGGAACAACAGAAUUGUAACGCCCUUGCUGUUUUGGCGCGCGCAGUGCACAUUGCCAAUAAAAUUGUUAAGUUGACGAAACUUCCAAAUGCAACAGUUUAUCGUGUGUAUGAACAAUUUAAAGAGAAAAAGAUUGAUAGAAAAGAACACAAGACUCGAAGUGACUCCAAGCGCAAUCCAAAAUUUCUCGCUGGCCUCAAACGCUCAAUUGAAGGCAACCCAUCCCCUUCCAUGACACCUGUUGCAAAGAAAAGCAAUGUGAUUUUUGCCACGGUGUGCAGAGCUUUGAACAAGAACCUUGGUAUGACUAACUAUGUUCAGCAAUGCCGUCACCUCCUAACAGCCAAGGCCAAAGCAAUCGGAGCCGAGGGAUGUCCCAAGCUUCUGCCUUUCAUCAAGCAUCAAGGUUGA